This is a messenger RNA of Pseudovirgaria hyperparasitica, 1311 nucleotides long. RefSeq lists its product as uncharacterized. NCBI's taxonomy places the organism in Eukaryota, Fungi, Ascomycota, Dothideomycetes, Acrospermales, Acrospermaceae. Bases 1 to 1311 code for a protein of 436 amino acids. The transcript is spliced from 2 exons. The record is from RefSeq and is a predicted model, not a curated record.
AUGCCCUUUGUUGAUGUUCCUCUUGACCCGUCCAUGACCCCUAACGCUUCCUCGGCCUCGGACGCAAAGAGCGCUCCCAUUGCCAACGAUGACACUCCACUUACGCCUCCUUUCUCCAAGCAUGUCGAAUUGAUCCCGACCUCCGAUACCCUCUGCAUCACCCACAGACCUGGUCCGCCCGAGAUUGUCCAGGUCACUGCUGGCGCGGAAGAGAAUGAAUACUAUGGUGUGAGCAAUCAUGGAAGAGAGAACAGCCCUAAUGGCCUCGGUAUACUUGGCCGUCAAGGCGCGUCUCCGAGACCUCCGUCUACCACCCGCAUAGACACGACUGUGAGGUCUCCUACGUCGCCGAAGCAGCCUGUAGAUAUACUCGACUCUCUCCCGACCAUAGCCUAUGACGCCAACAAGCAAGUGUUCGAAGUGCGGAGCCAGAUCAAUGACUUCUUGGUUCAGGAUCUAGACACGAGUCGGCUGAAUGCCAUCCACGGUAUACUAUGGAUGGCAGGUCGACCGCUGAAUGCCAGGCAGCUGCAUCGAUACGUCAUGCUUGACAUACGUAUCUUGCGCACCGAGCAGACGGAUAUGCACGUCCUGAGAGUCUCAAAUCGCAUGUUUGUCAAGCCUCUGCCGGCCUACCUCCUGAGCUACGAUUUCUGGAAGAAGUACCUCUGUGGUCCGCCCACUGGGCAAAGCGAAGACGACCGCGCCUUGCAUAAACGAGCCUGUGGUCUUCUCAUGUCAUAUGUGUGGCUCAUCCGCUCUGAACUCGACAUGAAGAUCGCCAAAGACGAGCACCUUGUCCCGAAAGAUGUCAAUUGGCACUGGUGGAAGGCUUUUGUUGCUGACUUGCUUGCGGACGGCCACCUCGAUGCCAACUCCCUCAAGCAAUGCGACAUGAGAUACCACUACGGUGAACUGCGUCUCUCCCGCAUCAACACCAUAUACCGCAUCCGUUUCUUCCACACCCAUUUCAUUCGUGGAUACCUCUACGGCUAUAAUCGCUACGUCGUCUUCUUCCAACGCAAUUUUGGCUGGAUGCUCGUUAUAUUUGUAUAUUUUUCACUCGUGCUGUCGGCCAUGCAAGUCGGAGUUUCGGUACCACCGCUGCAGGAUAACGUCGCUUUUCAGCGGGCAUCUUACGGGUUUGUGGUGUUUUCCAUCGUUCUUGUUGCAGCCAUUGUGGGCAUCAUCGGUCUCCUUUUCGUUGCCAUCUUCGCCAUAAAUACUAUUCUAUCUAUAAGACAUAGCCUGCUGCAGUCGAGGGAGAGGAGGAAACUGGCCAAGGCGAAAAAGGGAGAGAAGCAUGCUUAA